GAGAGUUCACUUCACUGCGCUUUCUUCAAUUACACUACUCCGUUUCUGAACAAAUACACAGCCUUGAAGCCCUCAUAAUAUAGUUACGCACUUCCCCGGCAUUUUUAUAACACGGUAUAGGUUUCCGAUUAAAUGCAAACUACCAGAACGAAUCUGGGUUACUUCCAGCGGGGUUUUCGGCAGCGGAUUGUCAUCUUUGGUCGACUCUUUAGUGCUACCGCAGCUUCCGUCGUUGUCAUCUAUGUACUAGCUAGGUAGCUAGGUUAGCACCCGACAGUAGAGUCCAGUGGAAUCGCGGUGUUGUGCUGUCAAUUAGGUAGAGCGUAUUCUCCUCAAGCUCUGGAUUCCACAGGCAAGGGACUGGAUCAAGGUGAAACAUGGAUGUGAAGAAAACACUCCUCAUCGGUUAUAGACAAACUCAGUUGUCUCCUUAAAACAGCCCUGACUGUUUUCGGUUGAAACUCUUGCACCAAUGGACGGGGAAGAGCCGCAGCCUUCUGCGGACGGAGAUGCGGGCCGAAACGCAGAGAAGACCAGCAAAGUAGGGAAAGCACAUAAACACGAUGCAUCAGGAAGCUCCAUGCCGGAUCAUGUCGGGGAAGCACAUGGAGUGGAGAAUCAGACACAGGAUGUCAAGCCCCCUGUUGGCUGUCCUCCCACUGACUGGUUGGAGCCGCUGGAAGAUGAUGAGCAAGGCGAAGAUGAUGAAGAAAGCUUAGCGGGAGAAAGUGAAAAGAGUCAUGCUGUAAUAGGCAGUGGGAGUGCUAAUAAAACUCUCACUAGAAUUGUCCGACCUCGACGUAAGCGCACCCAUCCCGAUGAGGGGUGGUUUGACUUCCCGGAACUUGGAGAGGGUUGGAAACGCAAAGAGGUUAUUCGACAAUCUGGUUCUAGUAUUGGACAAAUGGAUGUCUAUUACCUCAGUCCUGAAGGUUAUCGGGUGAGAAGCAGAGUCGAGCUGAUGACGUUGUUUCUGGGAGUCCAAGACAUAUCAAAUUUUGACUACAAGGCGGGGAAGUUCCAUAAGGGCGAAAUAAAACAAACUCGAGGCAGACGGAAGAGGAAGACGCGGGAGCGGUCCUCCUCAGAGUCCAGCUGGGUGGACAAAGGAGAGAGGGCAGAGAGUCCGGAGUUUCAGCCCAAGCGCCCUUCCAAUAAUUGGGCCAAAUCCUUCCUCUCCAAUGACACAAUUUCCCAAAUUGCUAGCAAAGAACCUGUCGUACCGAGUAUUAAAAUUAAAUUACAUCUGCCCUCGAUAUCCAAACCGCACCUCUCCAUCAAGGGACAGCCGGGGCCGGACGAUAAAACAUUAUUGUGUUCCAAAUGCGGUAUGCCGUUCAUUGGCACGUGGUACGACAGACAAAGAAAGAGACCCUCUUGCCCUUCGUGUUGGGCCUCAAAGACAAUCGAGCACCCGUUGAUUCGGAUGCGGAAGUGGAUUCCCUGCGGGCAGUGUGUGGGGUGUCACAUGACUGUCAACUGUGGCCAGUGCGCCAACUGCAAGAGUCCAGAGAACCGCAAACGCAUCUGCCGAAUGCGCAAAUGCCUCUGCCCAAUUCGCAAAAGUUCGGAAACCGAAAGUGUCCUUCCAAAGAUGGCGGACAACGAUGUUCCGGAAUUACUGGACGACAACGCCAGUUUGCAGGAGGAACCGAUGGACUCCCAGGUGCUAUUUCCACUGCCGGAGCUAAAAAGCAGCGAAAACGAGAACUUUUCUUCCAACGUGGACUUUGACGACGACGAUGACUACUCAACAGACGAUGAUGAUGAUUGGCACAGGAAGCGGAAACGACGCGCCUGCGGCCAAUGCGACGCGUGUCUCUGCAGGAAGGACUGCGGCACGUGCGAUUUUUGCGUUGACAAACCCAAGUUUGGCGGCAGCAACAAAAAGAGGCAGAAGUGUCGCCAGCGACAGUGUCAGAGACAGGCAAUGAGGCACUUGCUCCCCUUCCAGAUGUCUCACGGCGCUUAUAGGUCGGACGAUCCGUCGCUGCCGGGCAGGCCGCGGCCUCACUACACGUACAGUCGAAAGACAAAUUUAAAGAGGAGUAAAUUGCCAGCGGGCUGUUGGGACUUCACUGACGAAGACGACGACGACUUCCAAGACAUUGGCUGGAGCGCCGAACCUUCGCGCAGUAACACAAACGACAUUAACUCCAUGGACAAGUCAAAACAGUUGAAUCGUUCCAUUUUGGAAGAUCAAGAAAUGGCAAAAAGAGACGCCCACCAAAGCAACAGCAAAGGCUCUCGAGAGCAGCAAAACGAAAGGAAUGAAGCAGAGUCCCAGCUUGAGACGGAUCGUCCGAGGCCCGUCCAAGAGGAGCAUCACGAGUUGCCGAUGAUCACGCAGAUCUUCAGUUUGGCCGCCAAUCCCGUGGAAGCGGCGGAGGACAGCGAUAACCAGCUGGUGAAUCUGCUGACUUCUUUGCGCUGCACCUCGCUGCCGAUCCUCUGGUACGCCGUCAUGGCCAAGGGCCCGCAGAUUCAGCUGGUCCAGUGCUCGAAGCAGUCCAACAUGUCGGACACCAUCGUGUUGAUCGACCCGGGCUGCUUCUAUCAGGUGACGGUGCAGAAGCAGCCGCUCUUACCCACCCACUCGCUCUAUCGCAAAUUCCCGCACAAGUUAACGUCUUCCACCCAAGUGGUCAGUCUGCUUUUGGGCCUGGAGAAAUAUGCCCUGUGCCAGGGCUUGCCCCCCAAGGAGCCCUUAUCCAGCCAGGCCCCCAUUACGUUGGAGCGGGCCUCGACGUGCGAGUUUCUGGUCAAGAAAAACGUCAACGUCUGCUUUUACUGUAAAUUGCUUUGCGAUUGAGGACGCUGCGCUCGGGAGUGGGACCAAGGCGGAAGAGGCCGCCGUUCUACCGCCUACUGUGCGGCUUGACCUCUGAACCGGAAGAGUUCCGUUGAAGCGUCACCAAAGGCAUUCCGAGGACAUCGGGCGCACGUCUUUCCGUCAUUGUUUUUCCGUUUGGCUCCAUUAAAGUCGCCCAAAGCUC
Hippocampus zosterae (dwarf seahorse) is the source of this 2996-nucleotide messenger RNA. RefSeq lists its product as uncharacterized. Gene Ontology annotation, molecular function: zinc ion binding; DNA binding. NCBI's taxonomy places the organism in Eukaryota, Metazoa, Chordata, Actinopteri, Syngnathiformes, Syngnathidae. The transcript has 17 exons. Bases 473 to 2812 code for a protein of 779 amino acids. The record is from RefSeq and is a predicted model, not a curated record.